UGCUUGAACGCUCAGAAGUCGGAGAUUUCCGAGGUCCGAGCGGCUCAAUAAAAUCGUCUUUAUACUUAAACCAAGAUAGACCACAGCCUGUCGUUUCAAACGGGAACAAAUUAAUCUAGUGGGCAGAACAAGCAAGGUGGUGGGCAGAGCCAAGCACGAACUAGAGAGAUUCUAUCGGCGCGUUCUAGCACGUAUUUGCAUAUUUCCAUUAGGGAACGUCUACUCUGUAAAGUGCACUUCUGCAAUAACUCAAAUCGCCUUCACACUCAUUCUAAACAACGCAAUAUUUUUUUUAAACUUUUGGUAAAGUCUACAAAACUUAGUUCACUCUGUUCGUAACAGAUUCAAAUUUUGUGAACAGAAAACUGCUGAGAUCAAAUGUUUAGUCGAUGAGAAAAUGUGAAGGAUCUCGGCCAAAAUCCAUCGAGCUCCAUCUUCUCCCACUGCGGGCCACUGGGCUUCCUCUCACUACCACAUUUGAUGAUUUGACAUCGUUUUUUCCAAAUUUGGUAGUGAGUGGAAACGCCAAGCGGAUGCUUCACAUUUACACAUCCGGUGGAACAUCUGUCUCAUUGUUCUAUCUGUGUCUCAAUGGUUCCCAGUUCCCAGUUGUUCCGAACGCGACAUGUCUCAAGUGUGUGUUUAAGAUCCAACCAGCGAUGUCACGCAUCUAAAUUUACAUUUGUGUAAACGGUGUAACAACAGUGUGGGUGUUUUGCAGCAGAGGAGAAUCAUCAUGAAGACUCUGCUGGUUUUUGACUUCGACCACACCUUGGUGGAUGACAACAGUGACACCUGGGUCAUUCAGUGUAUCCCGGACCAAUGCCUGCCAGACCUGGUCAAGAACUCCUACCAGAAGGGACUCUGGACAGAGUACAUGGGCAGAGUCAUGUCCUAUAUAGGAGACCAGGACAUCAGCCCCGAUACAAUCCGAAGUGUGAUGGAGACGAUACCGUUUACAGAUGGAAUGAUGGAACUGUUGAUGUUCAUUGUGAGUAACAAGAACGACAUUGACUGCAUCAUUAUCUCAGAUUCAAACACAGUGUUCAUCGACUGGAUACUGCAGGUGGCUGGGGUUCAAGACGCGGUCGACCAAGUCUUCACCAAUCCGGCUGCGUUUGACAAGCGUGGCUACAUGGAGAUAGAAUGUUACCAUUCUCACCAGUGUAGCCAGUGCCCUGUCAAUCUGUGUAAGAGGAAAGUGCUGGCUGAUUUCCUAGCAGGGCAGUUGAAGGGAGGGGUAGAGUAUCAGAGAACUUUCUAUGUAGGGGACGGAGGGAACGACCUUUGCCCUUCCAACAGUCUAAGGGAAGGAGAUGUGGUGUUCCCUAGAAAGGGUUACACCUUGGAGAGGCUGCUCUCUAGACAGAGUGCACAACAAGGAGAGGGUUCAUCCAACCCGAGAGUCGUAGGAUGGACAAGUGGAAAAGAGAUCCUGAUGGAACUGAAAGCAUGUGUUCCCCUGUAGGGUACAGCUCUUUCUCAUACUAAAUGUAAGUGUACUUGCAACGAUUAAAAAGUAUACCAAAUGCUUGAGAGGGAA
Molecule: messenger RNA, 1543 nt
Organism: Oncorhynchus nerka (sockeye salmon)
Lineage: Eukaryota; Metazoa; Chordata; Actinopteri; Salmoniformes; Salmonidae
Gene: phospho2
Product: phosphatase, orphan 2
Exons: 2
Coding region: 737-1468 (243 amino acids)
Molecular function (GO): phosphatase activity
Source: RefSeq, a predicted model, not a curated record